AUGCCUCCAAAAGAAGACGAAUUUGAAUUUAAGGAUGAACGAGAGCCACAGGUUUCUCCAUUAUCACACUUUAAAAUUUUACAAAUUUUUGGUGGAAACUUGUUGUUGCUGUUGUUUGGAAUUCUUGGGGCUGUUGGGUAUGGUGUAAUCCCCAUUCUGUGUAAUGUCUUCAUAGGUGAAUUAAUUGACAGCUUGGCUGGAGCCAAAUCUGUGGAGGAAGGCAAGUUUGUUGUUUCACAGGUUUGCAUCAAGUUGGGAAUUCUAUCAGCAUGUAGUGCUGUUGCAUUCUUGUUACAGGAUUUCUUCUUGCAAAUAUCACAUGCAAGAAUAGGAACAUCUCUCAGAAAAGCAUACAUGCAUGCCCUCUCCAAACAGGAGAUGAGUUUCUUUGACAUUAAAAAGAUUGGAGCUAUCACAUCCAUUCUUUCUGAGGAUAUUGGAAAAAUUCAAGAAGUCUACACUACAGACCUCUCUAUAUUUUGCCAGGACUUGAGUCAGUUUGUGAUUGGGUUUGUUAUUUCUUUGACCAUUAAUUGGACGAUGUCUUUGAUUCUAGUCUCAACGAUACCCUUGACCUUUAUUUCCCAUAUGGUAAUGUCCACAAUCUCUACAAUUAUUACAAAGAGGAUUAACAAGUUGACUGAAAAUUCUUCUGCUGUAUCCAAUGAAAUCAUUUCUUCAAUGAAAACUAUUCGCUCCAUGGCACAAGAAUAUUCAGAAUUGAAUCGAUUCCAAAAAGAUUUGGACAAGAUUAACAGGCAGGGUGUUUUUAAGGGGUCUGUUCAUGGACCUUUUCUUGCCUUUACUGCUGGACUUACAUGGGCAACAGUAACAUUGGGUUUCCUGUAUGGUGGCACAACUGUUGCUGAGGGAAAGGCCACCAUGGGAUCAGUAUUCCAACAACGUAUUGCCAUUGCACGUGCUCUUUUGCAAAACCCAAAAGUUCUCUUAUUAGAUGAGGCAACUUCUGCAUUGGAUAGUGAAUCUGAAAGAUUGGUUCAGCAAGCAUUGGAUGUUCUGAUGAAAGGUCGUACUACUAUAUGUAUUGCUCAUAGACUGACAACUAUUAUCAAUUCAGAUAUCAUUUGUGUUUUGGUUAAAGGUGUUUUGGAAGAGAAAGGUAACCAUUCAGAGUUAAUUAGACUACCAAACGGUAUUUACAAAUCUCUUAUUGAGAAGCAAAUGGUAUUCAAUGAAGAACACAGCAAAAAUCACGAAACAGCUAAUGAAACUGUUGUUUUAGAAGAAUAA
Molecule: messenger RNA, 1251 nt
Organism: Naegleria gruberi
Lineage: Eukaryota; Heterolobosea; Eutetramitea; Acrasida; Naegleriidae
Exons: 3
Coding region: 1-1251 (416 amino acids)
Biological process (GO): transmembrane transport
Cellular component (GO): membrane
Molecular function (GO): ABC-type oligopeptide transporter activity; ATP binding; ATP hydrolysis activity
Source: RefSeq, a predicted model, not a curated record